GAGAAAGAGAAAGAGUGUUGUUUUGUGACAGGUUUUUGAUGUCUCUUCUCAUGUAAGUUUCAUUUGAUUGUGUGGAAUUUCUUUUCCUUUCUUUUUCUGGGAUUUCUCUCUCUUUCAUAAACAAACUCUUCUUUUUUCUAUUCUCUCUCAAUAUCUUCUUUGAGACAAUGGCCCAGUAAGCUGUAAGCAAGCAGAUCCAAAAAUCCCACAUUUUCUGUGCUUUUCAGAAUACCCACUUUGUUUUUUCAACACUUUUCUCAGCCUUUAUCUUCGUUCAAAGCUUUUCAAAAGAUGCUCGCUUUGAUGUUUUUUCUUUGUGCUUGUUGAUUCUUGGAGUUGCAGAGCUCAAAUUUUAUGAAACGUUGAGCCAGAGAGAGUGAAUCACUGGUGUUUUUUUUGAGAAGGUGCUGUCUCUUAAUGGUACUGAGGGUACCAAGUUGAAUUGUGCUAUCUUAUUGAAUGAACUUAAUGUUCCAACACUAAUGGCACUGCUGGGAAUGCAAGCUGACAUGCAGUAUAAAAGUUUCUUUCCUGGACAUUAUUCUACUAUGGAUCUUAACUUGGAUGCCAAUGGCUCUAUAUGGCCCUUAAAUAAUAUUGAUAAAAUCUUUAUGAAUGGACAUGACUAUAAUGGUGCCUUGUUACUUCCCUCUCCUCAUCAGCAUUUGGUGCAAAACAAGGAUACAUUGAAGCAGGCAAUGCUCAAGCAUGAAGCUAUAUUCAAGGAUCAGAUUCGUGAACUACAUCGCCUUUACUGGAGACAGAGGGAAUUAAUGGAUGAAAUGAAAACCAAGUUGCUAAAACAUCACCUACAGCUGGAGACCUUACUAUCAAAUCCACUUUUGUCUCAGAACUCUUGUGAUUAUGCCCAAAAGACAUGCCACGUGUACAGCUUGCCCCAAAUGAACCCUGCAUGCGACCGAUCAUCUGUUUUAACUGCUGAAAACAACCUACCUCUGUCAUGUUUUAAAGAAGGAAAUAGCAUGUGUGCAGGUCCUGAACCUGCUCAAACUAAAUUCUCUUUAAAAGGCUGUGAGUUAGAGUCUAAGUGCAAGAAGUUUGGUAAGAAGAUCUUGGAUCUUGAACUUCCACCUUAUGAGUACAUUGAUAGCGAAGAAGAGGAAUGUUUACCAAAGGCAACUAUGGUGUUAGAUUAUCCUCCCAAGAGUAAUCAACAACCAUAUCAUGGCAUUGGCAGUUUCAACUCAGCUUUCCAGGGUGAUAAUUUGACUCCCAGUUCUAUUUCUGUAAAAAAGAUCUGUUUGGCUGACUUGAAUGAACCGAUCAAGCCUGAAGAAGAGGUAGAUUCCACGUCCAUGUAUGUGGCUGACUUGAAUGAACCAACCAAGCAUGAGGAAGAGGCAGCUCCUAGAUUCAAGUUUUUGGCUGAUUUGAAUGAACCCAUCAAGCCCGCGGAAGAUGCAGCUUCUGUGUCUAGUGAUUUUCCAAGUUCUGCUGGCAACAAGGAGUUCCCUUGUCUGGAUCUGUCUCAAAAGUCUAAUUCAGGCCUUCAAGUCUUCUCCACAGAGUUGAUGCAAAUUACCAAGAAAGGAAGUGAUCUUGAAACUUGUUCUGAAGGUUUACACCUGGAAACAAACAAAAAGGAAAAGUGGCCAUCUUCUGACAAUGAAGCAGGACAAAGUGGAAGUGAUUCCAUUUCUUUAGCUCCAGGUUUUGGUGUAGAGAGAUCCAUGUCUUUAGAAGAUGCUGAGCUCAAGCUAACUGAAGGACAAAGUGGAAGCGAUUCCAUGUCUUUACCUCCAGGUUUUGGUGGAGAGAUAUCCAUGUCUUUAGAAGAUGCUGAGCUCAAGCAAACUCAAGAAUUUCCAAGGUCUGGUCUCAUGGAUCAGAGUGAGAAAAAAUCUUGCAGUGAAGGUUCAGAGAGCCUUAGAAGAGAAGUCUCCUCUAAUAGCUUUCCUGGCACGGAUACUUGUCAGCUUAUUUCUUUGGCUGAUGUAGGGAAUUCUGAGGCAUCCUCAGUUUCAUCUUGGAGAAAACAUGUACAUGACAUUAUGCGGACCCCUAUAGCAGUUCAAGCACUCCCGUGCUUUAACACAUCUGCACCAUUGAGGAAACGUUCUAAAUCAUCGGCUGCAAGCCCUUGGCUUACUGGUCAGAAGUCUAACACACCAUUGAUCAGUUUUGAUGGUCCGGACUGUAAUAACGAUGAUUUGGCAUCUAAGCACCAUUUUCCUACAAAAUUCAUUAGCCUUUCCGUGGAAGUGAAGCCUGCAAUGGAUGUUAAUUCUAAUUCAGUGUCACAUAACUGUUCCUCGGAUAGAGAAAAGAAGCUUGAAGAUUUAACUAGGGGGUUACCUUGGCUUAAAACAAAUUCAAUAUGUAAGAGGAAACGUGGUAAAAGAAGUGAGCUGUCAACUCGAGUGGAAUCUGUCUUAGAACGAGCUAAUUUAUCAUGCAUCCAUGAUGUAGAGCUGAAAAAGGUUGAUGCAAGCAACAACUCAAGUGACAAGGCGGUUCGAGGAUUUCAAAAAAUAUAUAAUAAGCCUCCUCAUGUGUCCAAUGGCCACUCUUCAUCCCAUCAGUAUCCAUCUGAAGAUGAAUACAUCAUGACUAAGGAGAAUAUCAGAGUAACUGAUAUUAAUGUGGAUUCUGAUCCUGUGACUGAGUCAAAAAUACAGCUAUUUUUGAGUAAGGAUGUUGCAGGGGGUGGACUUCAUAAGAGAACUUCAGAUUUUGGAGUCACUAUUGACCUGAACUCAAGCAUAGAUGAGCAUGACUAUUCACCAGCACUCACUCUUUCAACAGAAAUGGAUUUGGAAGCGCCAGUGAGCCCAGAAAAUAAGGAGAGAUCUCCACCGAGAGGAGAAUCAGAUGAAAACCAUGUGGGGACACCUUUUCGAUUCUCUGGAAAGGAAGAUGAGGAUGUGCAAAUGGAUCUUGUUGGUAAUGCAGUGACGGCUAUAGUGUCAGGACAAGAACGUGGGGCUGUGCUAGAUGAACUUGUUGGGACUGCAGCAAAGGCUAUAGUUUCCAUAUCUUCAUCUACGGUUCAAACUUGUUCAGAAACUGCCGCAUGCGAGCCAUUUGAACCUUGUUGGAGUGACGAGCUGUAUUGGUUUGCCGGGGUAGCUUCUUUAGUGGUUGAUGAUCCUGAUUGUGAAUUUGGAGUAGCUCUGAGUUGUAAGAACAGUCAGGAUAACGAUGAGUUCCUGUCUGAUGGUCUCGACUAUUUUGAGGCCAUGACACUGAAGCUGACUGAGACAAAGGUCGAAGAACAGUGGGUUAAUAAGAGCAAUGACCAGAAAGACCAUAAAGAGGAAGAAACAGUUGAUACUUUUUUGAUGAGUCAGACAAGGAGAGGCCGGAUGAGAAGGAGGAGGCAGCAGCAGCAGGACUUCCAAAGUGAAAUUCUCCCAAGUCUUGCUUCUCUGUCAAGAUAUGAAGUGACUGAGGAUCUGCAGACAAUAGAAGGGCUAAUUGAAGCUGCUAAUUACACUUGGGGAACAUGCUCUACAAGAAACAUGGGCAGAACUUCCCGGGCAAGGGGAAGGAGGCGCACAGGCAUUUCUACUUCCAAUUUAACGGAGAUUAGUUGUCUGGAAAAGGGAGUUGAGGAGGGAAAACUCAUUGGUUGGGGGAAGAUAACAAGGCGGCGAAGGGGGCCAAGAUGUCCUGCUAGUAAUCCUCGCCUUAUUCAAGGGCAAGUACAUUGAGAGUAAGCGAGAUAUGUUUAUUGGUUUUUUGGGUGGAGGAAAUAUUGAACCAUGGGAUUUCAUGUACAUAUCUACUCCAAUAUGGUAUAUGCAAUUUAACAUUCAUACAGGAGAAUAGAAACUUGCAUGGUUUUGCAGUGAUAUAUUAUAUUGAGCAAUGUGAUUGAUUUGUA
Messenger RNA from Pistacia vera, 3847 nucleotides. RefSeq lists its product as uncharacterized. The transcript is spliced from 4 exons. Lineage: Eukaryota; Viridiplantae; Streptophyta; Magnoliopsida; Sapindales; Anacardiaceae. The record is from RefSeq and is a predicted model, not a curated record. Bases 483 to 3674 code for a protein of 1063 amino acids.